CGGUGGCCAUUCAUUUAUAAGUAGAAUUGGUCAGUUGAAUUUACCUUUUCGUACGCCAAAGUCCAAGCCAGUUCCGCCAGUUCUCUCAAAUCAAUUUGCCGUGGGAGCUUUUUUUGGGCCCUCUGCCGCCCUCCUCCUUCCUCCGAAUCAUCCCCGAAGGGAUCGAGAAGAACAUCAUGGGAAGCAAAGCUCCGAAUUGGGCAGACCAGUGGGGAGCGGGUGGGUGUGGGAGCGAUAGCGAUAAUGAGCAGGUGAAGAAGCAAGGCGGCGGCGGCGGCAAGAUGGCGAAUGCCAAAGCGAAAGCAUCUGCGGGAAUGGACAAAGCGAAAGCAGCGGCAGUGGUGGGUGCUGACAAAGCCAAGGAGGCGGCGGUAGUGGGCGCCAUGAAACUCAAGAGCGGCACCUCUGCUGGUCUCAAAUGGAUGAAGAAUCAAUACCGCAAGAGGACUUCUCCCUCCGAGUGAACCCAGUCCCGUUCUCCGCCUUCACCUUCCAAAAUUAUGAUCACAUCAGUCGACACUCUUGUUUUUGUUCUUAGCUUUCAUAUGCAUUCUGGCCUUCCCAUACGCGCUAGACUCGUUUUGCUUUAAACUCUAGACACGUUUUGCUUUAAACUUGCUCAAAUACAGUUGCACUUCCAAUAUCACAUCUGUUGAUUCAUCUUUUAAUUCAAAUCGAACAAGCAACCCUUCUCAA
Molecule: messenger RNA, 696 nt
Organism: Prosopis cineraria
Lineage: Eukaryota; Viridiplantae; Streptophyta; Magnoliopsida; Fabales; Fabaceae
Exons: 2
Coding region: 177-464 (95 amino acids)
Source: RefSeq, a predicted model, not a curated record